AACUAUUAGAUCAUAUAUAUUUACGAUAAAUUCAUAAAAAUCAUGUAAAUACCGCGAUUAAAAAAGAUAUCGUUUUAUUUACAUUUUAAGUUUGAUUAUUCUUAUAAUAUUACAUUUUCUAGAAUCAAGUACGUAUGUUGUUACAGCAACAGAGAAUGUCAGAAAUAGAAUUUUCUUUAGACGAUGAAAUAUUAUCGCCAGAUCUUUUUUCAGAUGAUAAUAUUACAAUAAACAAUAGCAGUCAUCUUAGUUCGGAUGAAUCAAGCUCAACGUCCAUUAGUGUUAUUGAACCAGAACCUAUAAAUAACAUUUGUGAGUGGAAAGGGGCUAGUAUGAAUGAAAUUUGUAAGGGCUUAGGUACUUAUGACUGUCAAGAAUUUCCACCUAUCAGUCCUUCUGCAAAUCAUGCAGUAUUAAUACUGUUACCAAUACCAAUACGGGGACCACCAAAGCCAUAUCCUUCUCAACAAAUGGAUAAAUGGAGCCAAGGCUAUGUACGCAUGCCACAUUCUACACACAGUCUUUAUCCUAUUGAACAGCAAAGCGCAAAUCGCCAUUGCCGAUAUCGGUGGGAAAUAAUUCAAGAGUCCUUACUACAAACUCUCAUGUCUAGCCAUCAGUUAGAAAAAGCUAUAUUAUCAUAUAAUCAUAUGUACGCUCACAGGUGGAAUUUUUCAGCUUUGCAUCAUUUUUUCUCAGAGGUGAUGGAAGAAGAAGAAGUUUCUAAUUUUUUCAAAACAUUAUUACCUAAAAUGGUGCACCUUGCUUUGCAACUUCCUGUAUUAAUAACAGGUGCAAUACCUCUCUUGAAAUCUCAUUCAAAUGCAUCUAUUAGUCUUAGUCAACUACAAGUUUCAUCUUUAUUAGCAAAUGCAUUUUUUUGUACAUUUCCAAGGCGCAAUUCUGCUAACCCUCAAUCUGAAUACUCAACUUAUCCUCAUAUAAAUUUUAAUAGACUUUUCUCAGCAUUUAGAAAAGAUAAGCCUACUCGUUGUCAAUCAGUAAUGGAAAAAUUUAAGUGUAUAUUUCAUUACUUUAGAAGAGUAACAAGUAAAGUCCCAGAGGGUGUAAUAACGAUUCAACGGCGUUAUAUUUUAAAACACGAUAUUCCAAAGUGGGAUGUUAUUGAUAAAAAAUUUUUACCAUUACAUAUUACAAGUAAUGGAACAAUAGAUACUGAUGGAGCAGGUCUUCUUCAAGUGGAUUUUGCCAAUAAAUAUGUAGGUGGAGGUGUACUUGGCAUGGGUUGUGUACAAGAAGAAAUACGUUUUGUUAUCUGUCCUGAACUUAUGGUAACCAUGUUGGUUACAGAAGCUUUAGAUGACACGGAAGCUCUCAUUGUUACUGGUAUUGAAAGAUACAGCAAAUAUGAAGGAUAUAGUAACAGCUUCAAGUGGUCAGGUGACUUCAUUGAUGAAACACCUCGGGAUAGUAGUGGAAGACGCAUGACAAGUGUCGUUGCCAUUGAUGCAUUAUGUUUUACUCAACCAGCAUUACAAUUUGAUUUAAACAAAAUAACACGUGAACUGAAUAAGGCAUAUGUGGGAUUUAUUGGUUGUGAUCUAUGCAAAGAUAAUCUACCUGCAGUAGCAACUGGAAACUGGGGUUGUGGCGCUUUUAGAGGAAAUCCUAAGCUAAAAGUAUUAUUGCAAUUAAUGGCAACUUCAGUAGCUGGUCGUGCUAUGGUAUAUUUUACUUUUGGAGAUACAACUUUACGAGAUGAAAUAGCAGAAAUGUACUCACAUCUAGUACAACAGAAUAUAACUAUAGCACGUCUAUUUUCUUUAUUAUCACAAUACCGUGAAUCAAGGAUACGUCAUCUGGAUUUUUACAAUUUUUUAUAUAAUAAAACGAGAACGAAAUCUACAUCUGCUUUGACGUAGUAUUUAAAUAUAAAAAGUAUUACAAUUCAGAAGAAGGACUGUAUACAUUCAAAUAGUAAAAUUUGUGAAACUCCAAAGAAGAAUACUGUAAAAAAAUAUUAUUUUGUUUUAACUAUAAAAGAUGAUAAUGGUACAAAAAAAUUUCAAGUAUAGAAUUGUUUAAAAAAUAUCAAUGAAACGGUGUAUAAAUAAUUCUGUAUUAAAUAUAAAUAAUAAUAAACAUAGACACAAUGAACAAAAUGACAGUGAUGAUAUAAAUAAAGAAAAUAAAAAAAAAAAAAAAAAAAAAAAAAAUAGAGAAAAGAAAUAGAAAUUUGUAAAAUACUUUUCAUCUAAUUCAAGUAAAUAAAUCACAAAAUAAAAAAAAGAUAAAUUAAAUAUAAGAUCUCAGAUUUUGUUCUCAGUGACUAUCAUAAAUAUUGAAGAUUAUUUUAUGAAA
Molecule: messenger RNA, 2322 nt
Organism: Vespa velutina
Lineage: Eukaryota; Metazoa; Arthropoda; Insecta; Hymenoptera; Vespidae
Product: poly(ADP-ribose) glycohydrolase-like
Exons: 11
Coding region: 135-1883 (582 amino acids)
Biological process (GO): carbohydrate metabolic process; nucleotide-sugar metabolic process; regulation of DNA repair
Cellular component (GO): cytoplasm; nucleus
Molecular function (GO): poly(ADP-ribose) glycohydrolase activity
Source: RefSeq, a predicted model, not a curated record